AUGACAACGAGGGAGCUCCUGCUUCUGGUGUGUAAGAACACAAACGGCAGCUUCCACUGCAUGUGUGAGGAUGGCUUCAAAAGUUCAGGAAAGAAGAUCUUUUUUUUGGUUCCCCCCUUUCCUCCCAUUGAUUCCAUUCCCAUUUUAGACGUAUGUGAGAUUGAUACGACAAUCUGUGGAAAUGGAACCUGCCACCAGGGAAAAGAUGGACAUGUGUGUGCAUGCCACGCCGGAUCCAGCAACUACGGCAACAAGAGGUCCCGUUGUGUUGAAUUAAACUGUGAGGUGUUCACGAAUGCGUUGAAUCAACAAGAGAGUGAUCCAGAUGUAACUAGUGUCCUAAAGAUGUUGAAGGGCAGCUGUCUGAACCUAAGCGAGAGCGAAACUCCCACCAGCUUGGACGGAGAGGAAUUUCUUGAGAGGCUGUUGUCUAUGAUAGACAGGCUCCUGUCGGGCGGAACCGUCUUGGAUAACAAGCAGGUAUCCUUCAUCCUGAGUCUAGUGGAGAGCAGCCUGGGUCUGAUCGCUCCCUUCAUGAGCAAGAACAGAACGCAGGUCUCCAAAGCUCACGCAGAGCUGGAGAUGGUUCUGUUUAAAGGUCCUGGUUUCCCCCAGGGCCCUGUGACAUUGUCAACUAAACAUGCCAAGCUGCAGAUGCAAUGGGAAACAGCUGCUGGAAAAAACUCCACUUACCCAGGCUUUACAGCCCUGUCCUUGCUGAGCUACUCAACCUUGGAGAACUCCACCAAUCGGUCCUUUAGUGGGAUCAAUGAAACAAAAGAAAUCAGCCGUCAGAUGAAUUCUAAAGUGGUUACUGUUAAAGUUAGUAACCCAGACACUGCCGCCCUCCAAGUGCCGGUGACAUUAACCUUCAACCACCUGCAAAGAACAGACAAGGCCAACGACUCGAUCUGUGUUUACUGGGACUCGGAGGCCGACGGUGGGUCCUGGUCGACUGAUGGCUGCGACACCCUCCACUCAGGUGCUAACUACACGCUGUGCUCCUGCAAGCACCUCAGCAGUUUCGCUGUCCUCAUGGCCCUUCACGACAUAGAGGACCCGUAUGAGAUGAAGGUGUUCACCUGGGUGGGUCUGACGCUAUCACUGGUUUGCCUCUUCGUCUGCAUCCUGACUUUCGCCCUGAUCCGCUCCAUCCAGAGCCCCAGGAACAGCAUUCACCUCCACCUGUGCCUCAGUCUCUUUGUCGCUAACCUGGUCUUUCUUUGCGGCAUCACUCGCACAGAGAACCAGACCGGCUGUGCUGUUGUGGCAGGGCUGCUGCAUUACUUCUACCUGGCGGCCUUCUGCUGGAUGUGUCUGGAAGGCAUUCAGCUCUUCAGGAUGGUGGUCCUGGUCUUCAACACCAGCUUCCAGACGGUCCGCAUGAUGGCUGUGGGCUACGGAGUACCGGCGGUGAUAGUCGCCAUCUCCGCACUGGUCAAUUCCGGCGGAUACGGCACAGAGAAAAAUUGCUGGUUGAACUUGGAAGGUCCGUUCAGGUGGAGUUUCUUCGGUCCUGUCUGCUUCAUCAUCACAGUGAACAUUUUCUUCUUCUUCGUCACCGUGUGCAAGCUGGCACAGAAGUUCUCAAGUUUAAACCCUGACUUAGACAACUUACACAAGAUCAAAGCUUUCACUAUCACCGCUGUGGCCCAGCUGUGUGUACUUGGCAUCACGUGGAUCUUUGGCUGUUUCCAGUUUGGGAACGGCCCGUCAGCCAUGUCUUACGUGUUCACCAUCCUCAACAGUCUGCAAGGCGUUCUGCUCUUUGUAAUGCACUGCCUGCUCUACAAACCGGUAAGAGAGGAGUAUGGAAAGAUAUUCUCCAGAUUCUUUGCAUCACAGAAGUACUCAGAGUUCACUUCCUCUCAGUCAAGCAAAGCACAGAAUUCCAAGAGUCCCCAGAACACUCAGGAGUCUGGCAUUUGAAGUGCUGUCGGAAGGCUGAAGCUUGUAGAGUGGAGCUUUGUAUGUCUUUGGACCCCCUCCAACGUCUUCGGGGAGUACUUCCUGUUCUUAUUCUCUAUAUAUUUGUUGGAAAAAUAUUGGAAAAAGUUGCCUUCCUAGUAGCUGGUUGGUUGCACUGCAGUAUCGAAAACCCUGCUGUUCAAUUUAGCAUAUCCAGAUAUACUUUACUUUCCCCCCUCCCCUCUCACUCUCCCACUUCCAGAUCAGGUUUCAAAUGUGUCUCUUUUUGUGAGUGUUUGUCCAUAGGCACACACAAAUGUAAUGGAGGAAUAAUGGCUAUUGAGUCAAUGAAUGAAACAUAAAUUUGAUGGAUGUUCCAAAUGGUGUACUUUCAUUACUCCAUGAACGUAAAUACGAAUUCUCAGGAAUUCUUAGUUUGACCUUUAACCUCUGUAAUGACAAUCUUACAAAGAGAAUGAAUGUUUAGUUUUUUGUGUAGCAAUCUAUGGUUAAUUUUGUUUGUUGUGUAUAUAAUUGUUACGCUGUAUAUAAAACGCUCUCACUUCCUUGAUUGAAAGUGGAAAAUAGGAUAGAGAUAUGUUUAAAAUGUACAUUUGUGUUUAUAAUGUUAUUUUGUGUAAGGCGUUUAGGCUUUAAUAAUGUAUGUAUGUAGUGCCAAAAUGGAGCGAUAGGAUUGUUGAUCAAGCUCUAUCUUCACUGUGAAGAGAUUCUUUAAUAAGGAACCAAAAGACGACGAGUUCUUGGUAUACACUGAGGAGUACCUUAAUAAUUGAAUCAUUAAGAUAUACAUUUUAGCCCUCUUGAUGUCAGAUGAUGUUUAAAUGCUGUUUGUGGUAGCCUUGAAGCUCUGUCGCCGAAGACUCUUAAAUACGACUUGUUUGCUGCACAUUUUGUCCUUCAAUAUGCGAAGGACGUUGACUUGUGCAAUAAAACACAAAUCAUAGCUCUGCUUUCCUCA
Messenger RNA from Gadus macrocephalus (Pacific cod), 2887 nucleotides. RefSeq names its product adhesion G protein-coupled receptor E5-like. Bases 1 to 1929 code for a protein of 642 amino acids. The transcript has 16 exons. Gene Ontology annotation, cellular component: membrane. Gene Ontology annotation, biological process: adenylate cyclase-activating G protein-coupled receptor signaling pathway; cell surface receptor signaling pathway. Lineage: Eukaryota; Metazoa; Chordata; Actinopteri; Gadiformes; Gadidae. The record is from RefSeq and is a predicted model, not a curated record. Gene Ontology annotation, molecular function: G protein-coupled receptor activity.